Messenger RNA from Saxophila tyrrhenica, 3114 nucleotides. RefSeq lists its product as uncharacterized. The record is from RefSeq and is a predicted model, not a curated record. Gene Ontology annotation, biological process: mRNA export from nucleus; positive regulation of DNA-templated transcription; protein import into nucleus. Gene Ontology annotation, molecular function: structural constituent of nuclear pore. Lineage: Eukaryota; Fungi; Ascomycota; Dothideomycetes; Mycosphaerellales; Extremaceae. Gene Ontology annotation, cellular component: nuclear pore outer ring. The coding region runs from base 1 to 3114 and encodes 1037 amino acids. The transcript has 2 exons.
AUGGCCACCAACUUCAACUUCAACUUCGCUGGCUCUCCCUCCACACCUAAAGGCAAAGGCAAAGCCUCCCUCUUCUCGCAAGCACCGUCAACAACUCCCGCCGGCCCACCACCCUCAUACCUCACCAAUGUCUCGACGACGCCGGCAGGAGAGCCCCCGCGAUCAAGCAAGAUCUUCGGUAGCUCCUACAACCCUGCCACAAAUACUUUCGGACAUCGCAACACGCCAGCGCGAAAAGGCAGGACCACGUUUCAGGUGCCCGAAAGCAGUCCGCCAGGCUUCGAGGAUGGAGAGGAUGAGGACGCAGACGGCGAGAUGCUGAGUCCUGAGAGGGAUGCAUUCGUCGCGUCAACCAUCGAGCAGCAGAGCCCGCGCGGGUUGAAAAGGAGUCGCAAUGGGCAGGUGCGCGAGCAGGAGAGUAGCGGCAUGGCGGACAUUGCGCGCGCGUUCGCAAGAGACGCGGGACCAGCGAAGACGGUCGAGGGCCCUGACGACGUGGUGUUAGGGACCGAAGAAGUUCUAGCGAGCUUGGACAUGGCGAUGCAUCAGCAGCGCAAUGCGACGGCGAGCCGGGAGGAGACUGUCACGCAGGCGGUCACGGACUUGACGAGGCUGUGGACGCAGCAUUCGGAUAACAAGACUCUGCCUGGAGCUGUGGGACCGGAGCUCGACGAGCCGCUGACGAAGGCGACUUAUCUGUCAAGUCUGCUGCUGCAAUUACACCAUCCGCACACGGCGAGACCUGCGCAAAAGCAAGCUUCGGGGUUGCGGUCACGAUCGCAACAGCAGUCGACUUCGAUCUCGCUACCCCGAGCGCUUCUGGAGUGGCUCAACGCGCAUCACAACCCGCUCCCAGACGAGUUCAACGACGUCCACAUGUACCGCCCUUCGCCAGCUGCCCAUGAAGCAUUCUGGGACAUUCUGGGCGCCGACAUCAUCCGAGGACGCUUUUCGCGAGUUGCACGACUGCUGAGAGAUGCAGGAUGGGAGAAUGCGGCGACUGCGGCGAUGGACUACGAAGACGACAGAGCACAAGGCUAUCGUGGACAGCAGCUCCACAAUAUCCGGGAGGUUGUUGAGAACUGCAUUCGGGUGCUAGAAUCCUGUCCAGCUGUCACAGAUGACGACUGGAACGUGCCAGGCCCAGCUUGGUCUGUCUUCCGGCAAAGAGUUCGACACGCGAUACGUGAACUUGAAGCUUUCGCUGCUACGUACGACGAGCACGCUACUGCACCCCCACGGAAUAACAUGUUUGCCAACAACAACAACAUGAGCAUGGCGGCCGCCACUGCUCGCGCGGAGAGCAGAGUCCCACCCACCAUCUACACCAGUCUACGCGCGAUAUAUGGUGUGCUACUUGGCGGCAACGGCAUCUUGGACUACGCACAAGACUGGGUCGAAGCUUCAAUGCUACUCAUAGUCUGGUGGGAUGGCGAAGAAAGCAGCGCCGCAUUGAACGUCAGUGUCGCAGACCUCGCUACCAGCAGAAACGGUUUUAAGAAGAGCUUGCGCGCUGGUGGCGCAACGCGAGAAGUAGAUGUCGCACCGCUGGUUGCAUACAGGAGACGGCUCGGCGAGAUGUUCCGUAUCGUGCCCAGCGAGAUUAACGAGCCGACUUUCCAGCCCGAUACUUUGGACCCUCUACACGUAGGACUGGCAACAGCCUUCGAAGAUGACGUCGCAGAAACGAUCGACAUGAUUCGAACCUGGAGUCAGACGGUUGCCACCGCCGUCGUCGAGAUCUCAGCUUUGGGAGGUUGGCUUCCUAUCCCGGAAGGACGACCGGAUAGCAGAGGUCUGCUCGGCCGUGGCUUCUCGACCGAAGAUCUGCUGGUGCUUUCUCACGGACCUGGGGCGAGACAGCUACCGUACAAUGGCGAGGGUGUCGUUAGAGACGAUGUCCUAACCUCCUAUGCGGAUCUGCUGGCCGACAAGGAGAAGUACACUAGCGCGGACGGUAAGAUUGAUCGGGAAGGCUGGGAGCUCGCUAUCUCGGUGCUCGGACGUCUGGACGAAACCGAGGCGGCGGAGGACCGGAUACGAGUCAUUCUCGAGGCGUUGGAUAUUCCCGACGAGCCGCGAGUGGAGAAAGUACUCGCCGUGUGCGGCGGCAUGGGCUUCGAGGCGCUUGGACGUGGUAUUGCUGAACGCUACGCCGACACCAUCUCCGAGCAAUCUCCCAUCCCCUACGGCACGACCCUCCUCUACCACGCUCGUGCCCACUCCGCAACAAAACUUCGCAACACCCUCGGCCUCCUAAUCUCCCUCUCCCUCCUCCACUCCGCCGCCAUACCAGCCCAAACGAACCUAGACCCUCAUUUAGCGUCUCUACUCGCCCCUGCCCGACCAGCGCUUGUGGAUCUCGCGCGUGCAGACUCUGAAGCCGCCGAGUUGCUGGCAAGAGAGCUGAGUGGCUACGCUUUACUCCGCCGCUUCUACAGCAUCCGUGACUCUACUACAUCCUCCACAGGCUCGCUGAUGCGGAAACGAGAAGCGGCGAAGACGCUCGUCGCACUCACCUCAAGCGCAGCAGACUGUAUCCGCGGCGGUCUCUUCGACCCGGAAGUCGAGUCCGUCGUCCCGGUAGAAGGACUGCUAAUGCUUCUCGGCGAAGUCCUGCCGCUUCUCGGUCAGACUUCCGGCACGGGCAAAGCGCAGCGGGUGAUGGAGAUGAAAGAUGUCAUGGCUUUGAUGGCCGUGGCGGAGGACUACGAGAACGUUAGCGGAAGGAUACGAGAAGGUGGCGAAGCUGUGCUGAAGGCUAGUAUGGGCUGCUUCAGGGAUGGCGGUAUGGGUGGAAGUGGGAAACUGAAGAAGAGCACCGCUUCCCUAAGUGCUUCUGGAAUGCUGGGUGGGAGUGGCGGAUGGGAGGAGUUGGCUGAGAGUUCGUGGGAACUACUGCGGAGUCAGGAAAGUGGUGAUGGUGAAGGCAGUAAGGGGAGGAAAGGUGGGAAGAACGCGAGAGCAGUGGACGUGCAGAGAGGUUGGGAUUGGAGGAAGGGUCUUGAUGCCGUAGCGAGCGAGGCGGAGGUGGGGAGUAAGGAGGUCGUGAUGUUGCUGAGGACUGCGUUGGCGAGGGAGGUAGGACGGGCUUGGGGAAAUGGGUGGGCUUAA